This is a messenger RNA of Microthlaspi erraticum, 495 nucleotides long. NCBI's taxonomy places the organism in Eukaryota, Viridiplantae, Streptophyta, Magnoliopsida, Brassicales, Brassicaceae. The record is from the annotation of a GenBank genome assembly.
AUGAAUGCAAUUUCUAGGAGGAGAGUAAUCUCCUCUUCGAGAGUAGCAUCAUCGAGUGAUACAGGAGGUCGAACGAUUAGUUCUUCUCUGAAUUUCGAUUUGUACCACAGGUUGUUUCGGAAGGCUAGUAGAGCUACUGCCUCGUUAGGGUUUUCGAUCUUAGCGAUGAUUGCUUUGAAUCUAUUGACGAGAAAAUUGAGCUCGAAGAAUUUCGAGAUAAAGAGCUCGGAUAUAAGCUCGUGGAUCGAUGCUACCGAGUAUUCUGGGAUAAGUAUCGCGCAGAUAGGUUUAGUGAUCCUGGAUGAGAAGGGAGUUCGUUGUGUCUCCCUGAUUACUUUGUCGAUAUCCGGAAUCGAACUCAUUGCUUGGUUAAACGUUGAGUUCGCUUGCCAGGAAUGCGAGGUUUGUUUGGUCCUGGAAUCUUUCGAAAGAUUCGCAGUCCAAAAGGUUUCGCGGAUCGACAGGAAUCCGAUUAGCUGGAAUCGGAUGGGAUAG